AUGGCGAUUUCGAACCAAGCCAUUAGACAAGGCGCUCGAUAUUUCGGAGCUGUUUACGGAGAAUUGUCUAAAGGACAAGGGCUACAGAGACUAAUUUUAAAAAAAGUAUGUGUUGAACAAUUUAUAUUUCAAUGAAUUUAUAUUUAUUUCCGAAAACCCAGCGUUUGAUAAACGUUUUUCAACAGGCGAGGAGUGGUGACUACGUUGUCAUUAUGUCAUAUUAGAAUUGGCUCAAUUUAUAAUAUUUGAUCAUCAAUAUUUUGCUGUGACCUGGCACUGUAACCUUUGUUCACGAAGAUAUGUUUUGUUUUUAGAGUUCUAUAUUGCCUAUAAAGUUAAAGAAAUCAUGCUUGAGUACAGAG
This is a messenger RNA of Paramuricea clavata, 362 nucleotides long. Lineage: Eukaryota; Metazoa; Cnidaria; Anthozoa; Malacalcyonacea; Plexauridae. The record is from the annotation of a GenBank genome assembly.